Messenger RNA from Brenthis ino (lesser marbled fritillary), 1443 nucleotides. Lineage: Eukaryota; Metazoa; Arthropoda; Insecta; Lepidoptera; Nymphalidae. The record is from the annotation of a GenBank genome assembly.
AUGCCAUCGACAAACGUAGAAACAGUGACAGUAGCCCCUCUAAUAGCUACUGAAGAAAGCGGAGCAUCAACAACUGCUGAAGUGCCCAUUACUAAAACUAGCCAUGCAGAUAGGCUAUGUUUGUUUUGUCAAAAUAAAUAUAAACGAGUGAAAGGGCGAUACCAACCUCUUCACUCGUCAGAAAGAGCAAGUUUGAUGCAAGUUCUGAAAGAAUUUGGCGAAAAUAAUGAAUUUUAUGACAAAGUUAGCGCAGAUUCAAGCCCAUUGAUUUUUUAUCAUAAUAGCUGUCGAACAAUUGCCAUAUAUACUUUACAAGAACAAGCGAGGACAAAAUCACCACCGAAGAAGACUUGGAAAUAUUUUCACAAACUGGCUUUUGAUGAAAUGCAAAUUUUUAUCAGCGACGAAAUAAUAAAUAAAAAAAGGACAUUUUCAUUCACAUACUUAUGUAAAUACUACUUUGAAUUAUUACAAGGAAUACUCGAGGAAAAUGAUGAAGAUGUUGAUGUUAAUUUUAGUACCCAGCGGUUUGAAGCUAAAUUGUUACAGAAUUACGAUGAAAUUACAAUUAUCAAGAGGGACAGAAAAAAAUAUGUAACAUUAAAGGAUUCUGUUGUUGAUGCAAAAUUAUGUGAACUGUUGGAAGAUGCGGAGAUAUUGCAAAGAGCAGCAUCAAUUUUACGAAAAACUAUUUUAAAUAUGACAAAGAAAGAAUUACCAGAAAACAUAACAACUGCUGAUUUGUUAAAUGGCGAAUGUGAAAUACCUAAGCAAUUACUUGAUUUUUAUUGUUUUCUUCUGGGUGGUUAUAAACGACGUCGGAGAAUUAGUGAAGGUUGUAUAAGGAAAACUAAUUCAUUGGCAGAAGAUUUGAUUUAUAAUGUUACUAAUGGGUCUGUCAAAACCAAAAAACACAUCACUCUGGGCAUGACAUUGAAGAGUUUGACGAGCAGCAGAAAGAUCGUAGAAAUUAUAAAUAAAUAUGGUCAUUGUUGUAGUUAUCAUGUUAUUGAAGAAUUGGAAACUGCAGCAACAACUACGUUAUUGAAUCGUUCUAAAAUUUGUCUAAAUGAAAUUUGUAAAAGACAAGAUUUAUUCACAGGAGUAGCCUUCGACAACUUCGAUCGUUACGUUGAUACUGCUACUGGUAAAGAUACCCUACAUGAUACGGUAGGCAUAAUCUAUCAAACAGUUCUAGAAAAUGAGGAAUCAACAGAGGGAACUUCUGAGCAACUCCAAAAUCCUUCUGAACAUGGUGAGUGCACAGGCGAGCUAUCCGUUUCAUGUGUUCAUGCAGGACAUAAAAGAAGAAGGACUCUUGAUGCUAUCAUCCCAGAGUUAGUCCCAUAUUCAAAGAAACUCAAGAUGAAUGAUGAAUUAUUGUCUUUAUCUGACAAUUUAAGAAAUGAAGCUACACCAGCUUCACUAGAAACAAUUUAUCAG